Morchella importuna is the source of this 1869-nucleotide messenger RNA. RefSeq lists its product as uncharacterized. The coding region runs from base 1 to 1869 and encodes 622 amino acids. The record is from RefSeq and is a predicted model, not a curated record. NCBI's taxonomy places the organism in Eukaryota, Fungi, Ascomycota, Pezizomycetes, Pezizales, Morchellaceae. The transcript has 3 exons. Gene Ontology annotation, biological process: chromatin remodeling.
AUGGGCGACCCCUCAGCGUCGGUAUCGCCGCAGCUGCUGCACCACCUGCACGCGGUGUGCGUGAUGAAGUACCCCAUCUGCCAGAGCAUCCAGCCCGAGCACCUGAUCGACCUGCUCCUGAAGGCGCCCACAGUCGUGCAGCAGUACCCGUUCACGUGGACCAUGAUUGAGCCGCCGCCGGCGGGCACGCUGAUGCUGUCGUGGCACCCGCCGCAGAUGGGCACCGGCUGUGCGUCGGACGGGUAUGUGUGGGCGGACCCGGAGAAUGUGCAUACGGUGGAUGUCAAGGGCUAUCAAGUGGAAAUCUACUACCACAAGGCCGGCUUCAACCCCAAUCCCAACCUCCACCCUCUGCCCCACCUCCCCUCCCGAAACCCACAACUUCUGGCUCCUCCACUACCUCAACGCCGAGCGCCAGAACCAGGUCCCAUCGCCAGCAUCCCAAUCACUCAGGGCGCGCGCCAGUCCUUCUCCGCCCGCUCCUACAUCGCCCAGCUCUUCGCCGCCGGUCAACUCCCCCGCAAGGAAUUCUAUCUCGGCGACCCCAGCACCUGGCCCAUGAUCACUCUCCCCAACCAGCAGCAGCAGCAGCAACAACAGCAGCAGCAGCCGUUGCCCCCACAGACGCCGCAGUCCGCUCGCCCAAUGGCGCCCCGCGGCACACCCAUGCAGAGCGCCCCGCCCCCCCAACAACCCGGCGGCGGCUACUACACCCCGACGCCGACCCGUCCCGCGCCCCCUAAGCCUGCCCCGCCAUCCGCAAAGCGCCUCAAGCCCACGCCACCAACGCACCCGCAGGCCGCCGUGGACCCCGGCAUGACUAUCGACGAGGAGGAGGACACCUCGCGCGGUGACAUGCUCGACCACCUCUCGCCGCGCGAGAUCGCUACAACACGCUACAUCCAGCACCACGAGUGGAUGGAAGAGGUCCUCGGCAGCGUCUACAGCAUCUCGCGCAUCAAGCCCGUCGACCUUGGCCUGGGCCUCCGCGGCGAGCUCGAAAGCGUCACAAUGGGCCUCCUCGACCCCCCGUCUACCCCCAACCCCGGCAACCAACAAGGACGCACCAGCGGAAAAAGACCAGCAGGCCAUCCUAGAGCAGUUCCGCCCCCGCGUCGAACAAAAGAUCGCAGACAUCGAGGCCGAGAUCAAACACAUGGAGGCCCUGCACGCCGCACGCCUAACCAAGAUCUCCCAGAGCGGCAUCGCAAAAGAAGCCGAGCUGCGCCUCCGCAGCACCAUGGCCGCCCCACCCCCACCUCCCCCGACGCUGACGACGCCGCCGCCGGCGUCGACCCAGUCCUCGCCCAGCUCCACAGCGCAGACAUCGACACACGCGCAAUGGACGCAAUUGUUGCCGAGGUCGAGGCCGCGAUUGGCAAGAAGGUAAUAGAGAAACAGAUGCUCGUCAAGUGGGAGCUCCCCAUCGACGAGAUUGUCAAGAUGGGCGGCGUGGUGGCUGAAGGCGCCAGCGGGCUCGACACCAUCAUGGACGGCGAGGAGGAGGCAAAAGCGGGUAGUUCUGGCGCGGCAGGUGCAGAGGGGGAUGAGUUUGCGGCGCUGGACUUGGAUGUGGGCGGCGAGACGGCGUUUCAGCAGGGUGAGGGUGAGGGUUCAGCGGUGGAGGGGCAGGGGCAGGGGCAGGAGGGGGAGGAGGGUGGGCUGGCGGGCGUGGAUACGAUUAUGGACGACUUUAUGAAUGUGGACUCGAAGCCGGACACGCCAGCGGGGGAGACGAAGGACAUGGCUGGGGAAGAUGGGAAUCCGGAUGAUGGGUUUACGUUUGAUGCCGGCGAUGAUAAGGAUGGUAUCAGUGGUGACAUGCCGAGUAUGGAGCUCUUGGGCAGCGGUGAUGAUGCUGAGUUGUAG